Molecule: messenger RNA, 1740 nt
Organism: Diaporthe amygdali
Lineage: Eukaryota; Fungi; Ascomycota; Sordariomycetes; Diaporthales; Diaporthaceae
Exons: 3
Coding region: 1-1740 (579 amino acids)
Biological process (GO): adenylate cyclase-activating G protein-coupled receptor signaling pathway
Cellular component (GO): plasma membrane
Molecular function (GO): G protein-coupled receptor activity
Source: RefSeq, a predicted model, not a curated record
AUGGCCUCAGAUCUGCCUGACUGGUUGGCGCCUCGGUCACGAGGACCGAGACCAGACACGCCCGAGGAUGAGUCCACGAUGGAGUUCGGACUCGAUUUGACUUUGACCCGGGAAUUGAAGAUGAUGUCCCUAGGACUCUCUUCCAUCAGUCUCUUGGCCGGACUAUUAUCGAUUUACUGGCUCGUCCGCAUGCGACGCAGUUUUCGUCACGAUGACUUCACCAAGUCCUUGUGCUUCGUUACCUACUCCUCUAUCACUUUCAAUCGUCUCAUGCCACUGGAUUCUUCCUCGACCUUUUGCCAAGUCAGUGGGUUCUUUUUCUCCAUGGGAGUUGAAGCCUCAGAUGCUGCCGUAUUCCUGAUUGCGCUUCAUUGGACCGUCUACAUAUUUCGGUCGAACAGGGCAGGCGACGGAAUUUACCCUUAUAGAUACUCAGCUUUUGCGUUCUACAUUCUGUUUCCUACACUGAUGGCUUCCUUAGCGUUCUGCAAGGGGUUCCCGGCCUAUGUUGACACGGGCCAGUAUUGCUAUUUGCCUGCCACGCCUUGGUGGUACCGUCUGUCACUUUCCUGGAUCCCACGAUACGUCAACGUGGCCUUGAUAAUUAUCAUACGCAUAUCAUUCAGGAUUCCCAUGGGUGGAAACCUGUACGAAUCCUAUUCCGUCAGUCAGGCUGACGAGAGCAUUGGAUUCCGAGAAUCACUGCGAUUAAGACUGGAUCGACUCAGCAUAAGCUCAGUCAGGUCAAGGGGCUGGCACUGGCAAGGCUUGGACUGGGAACCUGACAGGGGACCGCAUUCUCCCAGUUCAGGGUUGGUGUCUCCCAAGACAGGCCCCGUGGACCCAACACUGGAGGCCACCGAGACGAAUUACACGUUACAGCCACCAAGGCCCUCGUUAUCUACACUCAAACGUGGAGGAACAGUUCAGACUUGGCCCUCACGGCCAUUCCUUUCGGAAGGUCGCAAGUCAUCCGCCUUCUAUCGCCGCCCAAUAUCGACUUCCAUGGAACGAGUCGACAAAACAGGCAACAGGUUGAACAUCGGCCGGAGACAUCAAUUUGACGGAUCGCAGAUGCACAUCUAUACAAUACUCCAGCAGGGGCCCAGCUAUGAAGGCCGUUUUAAUCCAACGCCAAGCCCCUCCACUUUGCUGGACUAUGAGACGCUUGAAUCUGACGGUAUCUCCAGAGACCGCGACAGAAUACGCCGUCAGCUUCGCCUCUUGUUCGUCUACCCAGCAGUCUAUGCCUGCGUGUGGGUUUUUCCUUUCAUUAUCGACGUCAUUGGAUAUGACAAAGAUCAUAAUCGCAGCCGGUAUUGGAUCUUGGUAGCCAGUCUUGUCUCGAUGUGUGUUCAGGGCCUGGCAGAUGCGAUCGUGUUCUGCGUUCGGGAGAAGCCUUGGAGGCACAUGAAUGGAGGAUUCUGGGAAAACUUAGGCAUGCAAUUCAUCAAUGGUCUAAGAUUUGAAUCGCGGAAUGACAUUGGCAGGACGAGAGAGGAGAUGUUUCAUGAUAGCUCGAGGGCGAGGCUGAGAAGGGAGGAGGAGGAGCGAGAGAGGGAACGUACCAGCAGGGUAAGUCCAAGCGGCACGUCUUUCCUGGCGUCAGUGUCCAGAAACUGGUGGGACAUCGAGUUGUAUGGUGACGAGGAGGCUGAUAGUCAAGAUGGCAAGGAUGCGGUCAAGGAGUGGCUAGGGCGUGAGAUGCAUAGCCAACGGAGGAGUACGCAGACCGGUUGA